AUGAAUAUUCUCCCUAAAAAGAGAUGGCACGUUCGGACCAAGGAUAACAUUGCUCGUGUUCGGCGUGAUGAGGCCAAAGCAGCAGAGGAAGAGAAAGAACGUUUACGUCGUGUUGCGUUGGCCGAUCAGGAGGCACGAAUAAAUUUGCUUCGGCAGAAAGCACGCAGCGGUCAAGGGACGACAACCGAAACCGAAACCGAAACAGAUGUGCACGUGCAACGGCAAGAACACGUCAACUUUUUUACCGAACUCGAAGAAGGGAAACACGACGGUGUGAAACGGUCGAAUGUGGAGCAUGAGAAAGAAAAGAAGGAAGAACAGGAAAAGUAUGAAAAACAAAUAGGCUACCUUACCUAUCUUGGCCAGGAUACAAACGAAGCGCUCGGCAAACGGGACUGGUACGAUAGGGCACCGGCUCGAAGCGAAACUCUCGAUAAACACGGCAAACCGAUAGAAGUUGGUUUGAAGACGAAAAACUAUCAUGACCCUUUAAACGUUAUUCGGAGGUACGUUCCGAGUACAAAGACGGCACUACCGUCUGCACCUACUACCUCUAAGCAUGUGGAACCCGAGCAAACAGAUACAACUCAGACGACUUCUCCCGCAGAUCAAUCGAAAAUCAAAUAUGAAUCAUUGAUUGGCCAGAGUAGUCGAAGCAAAGAAUCACGGAAACGCAGAGCAAGUGAGAGUUCCCCCGAGAAAACUCAUGCAAAGCGGAGCAAAAAGAAACAUAAGAAGCAUUCCGAUAAAAAGAGGAAGAAAGAAAAGCGCAAGAAAAAGAAGCAUAAAAAAUCCAGCUCCGAAGAUGAGGACAGUACUGAUGAAGAAGCAUUGAAAGCUAAGAAGGUUCAAUUGGAGCAAAUGCGAAAACAACGAAUCGCACGAGAACGUGAAGAGAAGGAAAGGACGGAAAAGAUGCUGGCAAAAUUACGCGGCGAACCGGAACCCGCACCAAAGCGCAAAGAAAUACCCCAAACAGCGGUACCUCGUCAGAAGUACAAUUCACAAUUCAAUCCAGAACUCGCCAAACAAAAUUACGAAUAA
Messenger RNA from Anopheles marshallii, 1044 nucleotides. RefSeq names its product leukocyte receptor cluster member 1 homolog. The transcript is spliced from 2 exons. Lineage: Eukaryota; Metazoa; Arthropoda; Insecta; Diptera; Culicidae. Bases 1 to 1044 code for a protein of 347 amino acids. The record is from RefSeq and is a predicted model, not a curated record.